Molecule: messenger RNA, 381 nt
Organism: Lactuca virosa
Lineage: Eukaryota; Viridiplantae; Streptophyta; Magnoliopsida; Asterales; Asteraceae
Source: the annotation of a GenBank genome assembly
AUGUCUGGCUAUGCUUACGCCGGACCUAUAUCUACUGUGAAAACAACAGUGGGCCAAGGCAGUUACGAGAACAAAUCACAAGUAAGUUUUAGCGACAAGCAGACCGGGUCCUAUGGCCGAGCAACGGCAACUGAGAAGGCGUCCACCGGAAACUUUCAGUGGCAGAACGGAAAGAGUGGCACCAGGAGUGAAUACAAGGAAAGCUCUACUGUCAGAAUCGGAGACCGGAGUGGAUACACAGAGGUUUACAGCGAGCAGAGGGUUCGCAAUGUGAAUUUCAACAACAACAAUGGCAGCAAGAACGUCAUAUCCUACGACAAUGGCGAUGGUGGUAACUAUGGUGGGUAUGGGUAUGGGCAUGAUUAUGAUUAUGAUUAUUAG